CUUUUAUUUUGUGUCUGAUGUCUUUUCUGUCUCUCUCUUUAUCUUCUAUCAUCUCUCCAGACUCUGUGAGGCUGGUGGAGGGGACCAGUCUGUGCUCAGGCAGACUGGAGGUGAAGUCUGACCAGUCUACCCAGACCUGGUCCUCAGUGUGUGAACAGGACUUUGACCAGCAGGAUGCAGAGGUGGUCUGCAGGGAGCUUGGCUGUGGGGCUCCUUCAGUCCUCCAGGGGGCGCUCUAUGGAGAACUGGAGGCUCCAACAUGGACCAAAGAGUUCCAGUGUGGAGGCCAUGAGUCUGCUCUCCUGGACUGUAGAAGCUCAGAUAGAAACACCUGCUCAUCUGGAACAGCUGUUGGACUCACCUGCUCAGAGCCGGUCAGGUUGGUGGGAGGAGCCAGUCGCUGCUCAGGAACCCUGGAGCUGAACCAUCAGAGAGAAUGGAGACCAGUGAUAAACUCUAGCUGGGAACCAAAGUUAUAUAAUGAAAACAUUUUCCAGAAACAGGAAGACGUGGGCAGGUUGUGGUCCUUUUACCUUGACUGGACUCUGAAGGCAGCCGCCGUUGUCUGCAGAAAGUUGGGCUGUGGCUCUGCUGUUUCUGUAGGAAAGAGAACAGAGUUCUCCGCCAGACCCGUUUGGGGGAUCAGCUCUGACUGUGUUCAGUCUGUAUCUGCUCUUAGGGGGUGUGCAACAUCAGAAUCCUCUAUCUACAGCCUGAAUCUUACCUGCUCAGACUCUGUGAGGCUGGUGGAGGGGACCAGUCUGUGCUCAGGCAGACUGGAGGUGAAGUCUGACCAGUCUACCCAGCGCUGGUCCUCAGUGUGUGAACAGGACUUUGACCAGCAGGAUGCAGAGGUGGUCUGUAGGGAGCUUGGCUGUGGGGCUCCUUCAGUCCUCCAGGGGGCGCUCUAUGGAGAAUUGGAGGCUCCAAUGUGGACCAAAGUGUUCCAGUGUGGAGGCCAUGAGUCUGCUCUCCUGGACUGUAGAAGCUCAGAUAGAAACACCUGCUCAUCUGGAACAGCUGUUGGACUCACCUGCUCAGAGCCUGUCAGGUUGGUGGGAGGAGCCAGUCGCUGCUCAGGAACCCUGGAGCUGAAACAUCAGGGGGAAUGGAGACCAGUUGAUCACUAUAACUGGCCCAAGACGUUAGCAGCUGCUGCCUGCAAAGAGUUGGACUGUGGCUCUGCCCUGUCUGAAGGACAGGUAAAUACGUCCUCAGACCACAGACAUGUGUGGUGGUUCACACCUGACCUUCAGUCUGGAUGUGCUCUGAGAGAGUGUGCAGCAUCAAGUAUCACUACGUCGACCAUAAAUCUCACCUGCUCAGACCUCCUGCUGCAGCCCACCAUCUCUGUGUCCUCCUCCAUGGACGGGGUCUCCGAGGCCCAGGAGCAGGGGUUUAAGGUGUUCAGGGGCUCCAACUUUAACAUCAGCUGCUCCGUCCAGCCACAGUACCCAGGAGGCUCCUUCCAGCUCAGCUUCACCUCCUCCGACUCAGCACACAGCUCCACCCAGACAGCUGUCAAUCACUCUGCCCACUUCCUGUUUCCUGCUGCAGAGCCCGCCCACCAAGGAAACUACAGCUGUGUUUAUCACCAGUUUGUUUUUUCUCAUAACUUCUCCUCUGAGAGCCGUCUGCUCUCGCUCACUUUAAUAGAUCCUAGGCCUUUUCGAGUCCGAGGGAUCGUCCUGCCGCUGAUUCUGCUGCUGGCGACCGCUGGCCUUUACUUCUUCUGUAAGGUACGGACACGGCUGAUGUUUCCACCUUUGACUGUGUUGAUUGAACUGAAGAGAGACGUGAUGCAGGAAAUGGAUGAUUUUGUGAAGGAGAAACUUCUUGAAUGGACCCUGGCUGAGCUGCUCCCGGCGUUUGAAGCUGCUCUGGGUCAAAGAGUGAACUAUCCAGAUCCUGUCUGUGGUGUGAGAGGAUCGACCGUCACCCUCCCCUGCUCCUUCAUACCGCUGAAGUCUGUCAACGCCAAUGGAAGAGAAGUCUUGAUCGAGGUCGUCAGAGUCGUCUGGUGCAAGAAUCAUGAAACCUGUCAGGAAACUCCAUCUCUGUACGACAGCCAAUCCCAGACCAACGACCCUCGUUACAGAUACCUGGGAGACAAGAAGGGAGACUGCACUUUACAGAUCUCAGAUUUACAGAAAGAAGAGGGUGCAACGUAUCGCUUCAGAAUGGAAAUGAGUGAUCCCAAAGCAUCUUUUACUGCCCCAACAGGAUUGAAAGUCAAAGUCGUUGGUAAGAGCAUCUUGUGGUAA
Etheostoma spectabile (orangethroat darter) is the source of this 2264-nucleotide messenger RNA. RefSeq names its product scavenger receptor cysteine-rich type 1 protein M130. Bases 18 to 2264 code for a protein of 748 amino acids. The transcript is spliced from 8 exons. Lineage: Eukaryota; Metazoa; Chordata; Actinopteri; Perciformes; Percidae. Gene Ontology annotation, cellular component: membrane. The record is from RefSeq and is a predicted model, not a curated record.